AUGGCAGGAGUAUUCACUGUGCUUCCAAGUUCAGUAUUUGAUUAUAACUUGACGACAGUAAAUGAUCAACGAAUAGCACAGAACUUACAAGGAGGCGUCAUCGAGCUAACAGCUGGCAAGAUGUUAGGGGGUAGCAGUGCUCUGGACCACAUGAUACACGUACAUGGGGAUCCACCUGACUAUGAUAACUGGGCGACCAUUUUAGGCGAUGAUUCAUGGAGUUAUAAGAAUAUUCAACAAUAUUUGAAGCAACAGGAAAAAUUGACGGACCCUGAAUUACUUACUUCAGAAUUCGCUAGUCUUCACGGUACAGACGGUCCUAUUCGUAUUCGCAAACAAAGCAGUUCAGCCAAUGAUAAUUUACUAGCCGCUUUCAAAGAGUUAGGUCACAAUGUUGUCGAUGAUACAACAUCUACUACUUCAAGUCUCGGCGCCACUGAGCCACUGCUUGAAAUUGACGACCAGGUACAACAAAGUAACGCUGAGACAUAUCUCGGGGAAGCCAAGUCACGUAGCAACCUCUGUGUGGCAUUGCACAUUACCGUCACUAAGAUUCUGAUCGAAAACAAUGUAGCAGUUGGCGUAGAGGUUGUUGAUUCCAAUGGUGAUCAUUCCAAAUUAUAUGCUAAGAAGGAGGUGCUAGUGUCUGCUGGUGGACUCAACAGCCCAAAGAUUUUAAGGUUGUCAGGUAUUGGACCACGUUUACAUCUCGAGUCUUUAGUCAUUGACGUGAUAGCCGACUUACCUGUAGGUGAGAACUUCCAAGAUCAUCCAUCCGCCGUGCUCUUCUACCAGCUGGAACAGGAUACCUCCGCCACGCCAAAGGCAAAUCCUUAUAAAUUUCCGGUCCCCACUACUUGCCUCUACGCCACCCUAAACAGCGAGCAAACGUACCCAGACUACCAGUCUAUCAACCUGUUAUUCCCACAUGACUCGACCGCCACGGUGCAACUUUGCAGCAACAUCUUUAAGUACAGUGAUGACGUGUGCAAUAAAUGGUUUGCGGCCUCUGCCGGGAGGAACACUUUAUUCAGUGUUCACAAUUUGAUGAUCCCUAAGUCUCGUGGGAAACUGGAGUUAGCCAGUGCUGACUACAGGGACGACCCGCUCGUUUACACUGGCACUUACAGUGACAGCGAAGGUGCAGACCUGGCUUUGAUGACUAAGGCUCUAGCCGAUUUCAAUAAGUUGACGACUACGACAUACUUCAAAAGUGUGAAUGGGGCAUUAGUCGAUCUUGGGUUCUGCUCUGACAAGAAAACUGAGAGUGAGUUUUGGGAGUGUUAUGCCUUGUCUAUGUCUGCGACUAUGUGGCACUAUAUGGGCACGUAG
This is a messenger RNA of Arctia plantaginis, 1332 nucleotides long. NCBI's taxonomy places the organism in Eukaryota, Metazoa, Arthropoda, Insecta, Lepidoptera, Erebidae. The record is from the annotation of a GenBank genome assembly.